This is a messenger RNA of Pocillopora meandrina, 634 nucleotides long. The record is from the annotation of a GenBank genome assembly. Lineage: Eukaryota; Metazoa; Cnidaria; Anthozoa; Scleractinia; Pocilloporidae.
AAGGCUAGUUACAUCAUCAGUAUCAUCAUCAACAGUGUCUCUUGUCCCUUUACAGUUCUGCUUAACAUGUUGGUGAUAAUGGCCGUGAAAAGAAGACCUCGGCUCCGAACCAACAGCAACAUCUUGCUUGUCUGUUUAGCGGUAGCUGACGCAUUCACUGGUCUCUUUGGCCAACCGUCAUAUGUCUUGUGGAGGAUAUUCCUAAUAUUUGGCCUCAGUAGCAAUGAAAAAGGUCAAUGUCGUCGUUAUGACCGCACUUGCGUAUGCUUCGUGCCUUCAUCUGAUGUUGAUUACUUUCGAGAGGCUCAUAGCGAUCAAAUUUACAAUGCAGUACUCUAACGUUAUAAAUGAUUACAAGCUGAAGAUAACAGUGUUAUUAAUUUGGAUUAUUUCUUUUAUGUGUAGGAUUUCUGUUGUGUUAAAAAUUUAUCUUGUAACAAUUUCGAUAGGAAGUCUUAUCACAAUUUCAUGCGUCUUUUUCGUCGUCUUCUCAUUUGUGAUUUUGUAUUGUGAGACCUGACGUCAACAAAGGAAGAUAAAAGCACAGCAACUGCCCCAAGAGGAAGUGGAAAGAUUUUCCAAAGAGAACAAAGCACUCAGAACAACUGUGUUUGUAGUUGGUGCUUUUAUUGUC